AAAGAUGUAUUGUCAGAUUACGAUUCAUACAAUUCGUAAAAAGAUUUAAUUGUUAAUUCUAUCAAAAAUAUCUCGUUUUUCAAUCUGAGAUAAUAAUCCCAACAAAAGGAGACUUUAUAAUAUAUUCAUGUACAUAUAGAGAAUACUAAACGACGUUGUUUUUUGUUUUAAUUAGUUUUUAAACCGCUUUAAAAGUUGGUGCUAUAAGUUAUCGGCUGUUCCGCGAUUUAUUCGUGUUUGAUGCGUAUUUCUGGCCUAUAUAGGGGUCAAUAACAUUAUUGUGAACACUUGUCAAAUGGAAAUUUCUUUGUACAGAAGAUGAAAUGACCUAGGAUCACAAUGGCAUCAGCAUGCGAAACGUCGGAAAUGUUAAACAACGAGGCAGAAAAGGAGUCUGCCCCGGAGCUGGUGGCGGUGCGGGUGCCGAUCAAUGGCAUGACCUGCCAGUCCUGCGUGCGGAGCAUCGAGGGGUCCGUGCGCGAGCUCUCCGGAAUACAUCACGUAAAGGUGGAGCUGUCAGAACACGCGGGCUACUUCAGAUAUGACCCGCGAACGUGCUCCGUGGAGAUCAUUCGGUCUCAUAUAGAAGAUAUGGGGUUCGAAGCUCCAACGGAUAGCACAGACGACGAGACCAGGAAUCUCCUUCCCCGCGAAAUACCCACCGACCUCCUGAUCGACAUGACGGCGUCGGGUCCGCCCGGUGACAGCACCGCGCUCAUCGCAGUGGUGGGCAUGACCUGCCAAUCCUGCGUCAACACUAUCGAAGGUAGUCUGAAGGGGAUGGCGGGCGUGUCGGCGGCGACCGUCAGCCUGGCGGACGGCACGGCGCUGGUGCGGUUCGACCCCGCGGCCGCCAGCGCGCCUCAGCUGGCCGACGCGAUCUACUCGCUCGGCUUCGACGUCAACGUCGUCAGCGUGGACGACGCUCCCACAGAUGUAGCACAAGUUAAAAGCGAGCAAGGUUCGGGUGAUAGAAUCAAAAUCUCUCCCGCGAAGAGUAAAACACAAGCUAACGGCACCUUACCUUCCACGCAAGAGGGGACAGAGAUAUCUCGAUGUACGCUGGAAGUGCGCGGUAUGACUUGCGCGUCGUGCGUCGCCGCUAUAGAGAAACAUUGUUCCAAAAUGCAUGGUGUCCACUCAAUAGUUAUAGCAUUGCUAGCGGCCAAAGCAGAAGUCCGGUACGAGCCGGCGAAGAUUUCGGCCUCAGCCAUCGCAGAGUCAAUCACCGAUUUAGGCUUCCCCUCAGAACUGAUCAGCGAUAGCGGAGCGCCGAAAGAUUUGACUAUAUUGAUAAAAGGCAUGACCUGCGCGUCGUGCGUCAACAAAAUUGAAAAGACUGUACUUAAACUUAACGGUGUAGUUUCCUGCUCGAUCGCGCUCACUACAUCAAAAGGCAAAGUGAAAUACGACCCUGAGAUCAUCGGCGCGCGGAAGAUUUGCGACGUUGUCAAUGAGCUGGGCUUCGAGGCGACCGCUGUCAGUUCACACAAUCGAGGCACCAGCAAUUAUUUGGAACAUAAAGAAGAAAUACGGAAGUGGCGCAACGCGUUCCUCGUGUCGCUCAUCUUCGGCGCGCCGUGCAUGGCGGCCAUGACGUACUUCAUGGUGCUCAUGGGCCGCGCGCACGACCCGCGCCACAUGUGCUGCGUGCUGCCCGGCCUCAGCCUCGAGAACCUGCUCAUGUUCCUGCUCGCCACGCCCGUGCAGUUUAUUGGCGGUUGGCACUUCUACAAGCAAGCGUACAAAGCGCUGAGUCACGGCACCUCCAACAUGGACGUACUUAUAUCGAUGACCACUACUAUCAGCUACGCGUACUCCCUGGCGGUGGUGAUAGCGGCGAUGGCGCUGCAGAAGGACACGAGCCCCCUCACGUUCUUCGACACGCCGCCCAUGUUGCUCGUCUUCGUGUCCUUGGGGCGAUGGCUCGAACAUAUAGCUAAGGGCAAAACGUCGGAAGCACUAUCAAAACUGCUGUCGUUAAAACCAACCGAAGCUGUGCUAGUAACCCUGGACCAGGAAGGUCGGGAGAUAGGCGAAAAGAGUAUACCAGUGGAUCUCGUGGAAAGAGGAGACGUUUUGAAGGUAGUGCCCGGCGCGAAGAUACCAGUGGACGGGAAAGUGAUGACGGGGCAGAGCACGUGCGACGAGUCCCUCAUCACCGGAGAGUCCAUGCCUGUAGCUAAGACUAAAGAUUCCCUAGUAAUAGGCGGCAGUAUAAACCAACACGGCGCGCUAUUGAUGCGCGCGACACACACGGGCGAGGCGAGCACGCUUGCGCAGAUCGUGCGACUAGUGGAAGACGCGCAAAGCUCCAAAGCUCCCGUGCAGAGACUAGCCGAUACUAUCGCUGGUUACUUUGUUCCCAUGGUGGUGUUCCUGUCGGUGUUGACGCUAGUGUGUUGGAUCAUCAGCGGAGCACUAGACAUCAAUAGAAUAAAAGUAAUCACACCAAAAAUUUACCUCGACUCUGGUUUUUCGGACUGGGAGCUCAUAAUCCAGACGGCGUUCCACUUCGCGCUCUCAGUGCUUGCGAUAGCUUGUCCCUGCGCAUUAGGGCUGGCUACCCCCACCGCCGUGAUGGUUGCUACAGGGGUGGGAGCUAAACUGGGUCUUCUGAUUAAGGGAGCGGAGCCUUUGGAAAAUGCUCAUAAGGUUAAAACAGUAAUAUUCGACAAAACCGGCACAAUCACUCGCGGCAGCACAAGUGUGGCAAGAGUAUCACUUCUAACGGGCGAGCCGUCGACUUUACCCGAAGUCCUCGCUUGCAUACUUUCAGCGGAGUUGAACUCUGAACACCCUGUUGCUUCCGCCAUAGUCCGCUGGUGCGCCGGCGUGGUGGGCGAGGCGCGCGCCUCGUGCGGCGGGUUCGCGGCGGCGCCGGGCUGCGGCCUGCGCGCCAAGAUCACGCUGCGACAGAACGUGCAGCCGUCGCCGCAGCUGCGGGCCGUGCUGGCUACUGCCAGGGAAGGCUCCACGAUACAACUGCACGGUGUGCCCGUGGAAAUCGUCGGAGGAGGCGGGGACGCGGCCUUGAGUUCCGCACAGGCCGCCCAGCGAUUACACGCUGUUAUACGGCCACACGGGGCGGAUCACGAAGAAGUGGAACAACUCGUACUGAUCGGGAACCGCGAGUGGAUGGCUCGUAACGGCGUGUCGGUGCCGCGGCGGGUGCACGAGACGUUGCAGCGGGACGAAGAGCUCGGCCGCACCGCCGUGUUGGCAGCUAUUAACGAUCAACUGGUGUGCACGAUAGGAGUGUCGGACGAAGUGAAGCCCGAAGCCCACCUAGCGGUGUACUGCUUGAAGCGGGUGGGGCUCGAGGUGUGUUUACUCACGGGGGACAACAGAAAGACUGCUGUAGCGAUUGCGAGACAGGUGGGAAUUACCAAAGUGUAUGCAGAAGUGUUACCCUCGCACAAAGUCGCAAAAAUACAGAAACUUCAAGAAAAGGGACAGAAAGUCGCUAUGGUGGGCGACGGCGUGAACGACUCCCCGGCGCUGGCGCAAGCGGACGUUGGCAUCGCCAUCGCGAGCGGCACUGACGUCGCUGUGGAAGCCGCGGACUUAGUUCUUAUGAGAAACGAUCUGUUGGAUGUGGUGGCGUGUCUGGAGCUGUCCCGCACCACAGUGAGGCGGAUUCGACUAAACUUCCUCUUCGCGUCGGUGUACAACCUUCUCGGGAUCCCGCUGGCCAGCGGGGCUUUCGCGCUCUACGGGCUGCAGUUACAGCCUUGGAUGGCGUCCGCCGCGAUGGCGAUGAGUUCUGUUUCAGUCGUGUGCUCCAGUUUAUUGCUCAGAACAUUCAAAAAGCCCUCUCCGGAACAGCUGCGGACGACGGAAUACCUGCAGUCAAUACACCUGGAAGAGCUGGACUCCGUGUCCGUGCACCGAGGGCUUGACGAGAAGGUGGACCCCAACGACAGGGGCACCGCUCUGGCCAAACUGUUCCACCGCAGCAAGGCGAGCGACGGCUGCCUGCUGCGGGAAGAGGAAGACAUGCUCACCGUCUCGUUCAUUCCCAAGCGGCCCACGCGCGACCAGCCGAGCAUCAACGAGUGAUCUCUUUUGUAACUAUAUGUGGUGCUGAACAAGUUACUCGGAACAUGUGUGAAAUGUGAACUUUGUAACCUCAAUGCAGCAUGGAAUUUGUUAAAGCCAUAUUGUUUACAAAGACAAUGCUAAUGUGCUGAACUCCUCGAUGGAACCUCGGACUUCUACCGAUUAAAUCUAAACGGUGUUCCCAAACACCACCACCACACAUUCUGUAGCCUUACUGCAAGAUUCACUCGCUCGCAAUCCAGUAGUCGUUUUCGCUUGUUGAACUCGUUACCGUUAAAGUGAAAUGGACCUUAUGUCAGUCGUUUUAAAAACCGCUAAUCCUAUCCGAUAAAAUACUUCCAAUUUUUUAUAAUAUAAAGUUCUACCAAAAGCCCUAGCUGAAGAAUUGUAGGCAAAUGCGAGUUUUAAUGCAAUAGCAAUAAGAUAAAUUUUUCCUUGAUGUUCAUGUAUUUCGAUACUCGAAAACGACUCCCCGAUUUAGAGCGAGCAAAUCUUGUUCUAAGCGUACUGGUGAUUGGGUUACGGGAACGCACACAACCGCAUCAAGAACUUUUUAACCUAAACUAACAGUUUGAGACCUGACUGGCUAUCAUAUCGUGAUCUGUAUUGGUGCUAACCAUGAAUCGAAUGAGAAGAUUAACCUGACUGAUAUCCACUGUUAUAUUUUCAUUCGGUGAUAAGUUAACCCUUAGCUAAGAAGGCAGCACGCAGAGCUAGAAAGGAUAUAGCAUAUUUAAACCCUAAUCGAUUUCCGCGCGGUGUCGUACUGGAACGCUAAAUGUCUUCAGUUUUUUUGUUAGAAAUCAUAAAACGUAACAGAUGAAAUGUGUUAAUACUGGAUUCGGAAUAUAUAUAGAAUAUUGGUUUAAAUAAAAAACUUAGUUGCCAUUAUUAUAAUUGGUACAAAACA
This is a messenger RNA of Pararge aegeria (speckled wood butterfly), 4972 nucleotides long. RefSeq names its product copper-transporting ATPase 1 (gene ATP7). Gene Ontology annotation, molecular function: ATP hydrolysis activity; P-type divalent copper transporter activity; ATP binding. NCBI's taxonomy places the organism in Eukaryota, Metazoa, Arthropoda, Insecta, Lepidoptera, Nymphalidae. The transcript has 31 exons. Gene Ontology annotation, biological process: copper ion homeostasis; monoatomic cation transport. Bases 340 to 4062 code for a protein of 1240 amino acids. The record is from RefSeq and is a predicted model, not a curated record. Gene Ontology annotation, cellular component: membrane.